GUCUCCCCGGCGUCCCACUCUCCGCGAGGUCCCCGCGCGCUCGGGUCGGGACAGGCAGCCCGCGAUGGCGCGUCGGUCCUGGCUGCUGUGCCGCCUGUCCCUCGCCCUCCCGCUGAUAGUCACCGCAGAGGGCCAUUUUAUGACCCAGGGUAAAAGCAAAGAAACCAUCAGCAGAGCAAAUGUCUUCCAAGAAAAACUAAGCAACUUGGUGGAAAUAAAAUUUAAGAUGAAUGUAAGGACAUUGGUUUGCAGAACGAGACUCUUGAAGUAGACCAGCCUUUUGCUUUUAAUUGCACAUACCCUCUGGUAACAUUUAGGGAAGUGAAUAUAACAUGGUACAAAAAUUCUAGCAAAAUCCCAAUAUCCAAAAACAUGCAGUCUAGAAUGCACCAGGAGAAGACCUGGAUUUUGUUUCUUCCCCUGACAAGGGAGGACUCGGGGAUCUACCGAUGUGUUAUUAAGAAUAUAAACAGCUGCCACAGAAUACAUGUAAACUUAACGGUUAUAAAAAAAUAUCCAUGCGGUGUUUCCAGAAGCAGUCUACUGAAUUUAUCAAAUGAGUAUCAACAAAUAUUAUAUCUUAGAAAGGAUUACAGUCUUAUAUGUUUUCUGAACUUCCCGGAGAGUUAUGUUUUGGAUUCAAUAAAGUGGUUUAAGGACUGUAAAGAGAUUAAAGGAGAGCGGUUUAUUACUUGGGAGACAAAGCUUUUGGUAAUCAAUGCCUCAGAAGAGGACAGAGGGAACUAUGCAUGUGAAGCAAGACUGAAUCACACGGUGAGACAGAUCACCAUUUCGAAUAGCAUCAGUGUGAAUACCACAGAAAGAUACGAAUAUGGAGGAAAAGUCCCUAAAAUCACUUACCCGAAAAACAAUUCCAUUCAAGUCCGACUUGGUUCCACCCUUAUCGUGGACUGCAAUAUAACAGACAGCAAAGAGAAUACAAACCCGCGAUCCUGGAAGGUCAAUAACACUUUGGUGGAGGAUUACUAUAGUGAAUCCAAACGAGUCAGAGAAGGAGUUGAAAAAUGGAUAUCUUCUCAGCAAUAUAAGUUUUACACGGUAAAUAUAACCUUCUUAGAAGUGAAAAAGGAAGAUUAUGGCCAUCCUUUUGUGUGCCACGCUGGAGUAUCUGCGGCGUACAUUAUUCUAGAACCCCCAGCUCCAGAUUUUCAAGCUUACUUUAUAGGAGGAUUCCUUGCUUUGGCAGGUGUGGCCGUGUCUGUUAUACUCAUCUACAACAUUUUCAAGAUUGACAUUGUGCUUUGGUACAGAAGCGCCUUCCCUUCUGCUGGGACUGUCCAAGACAGGAAGGUGUAUGAUGCUUAUGUCUUGUAUCCUAAGCUUCCGAGAGAAAGCCGGAGCCAUGACAUGGACAUGCUGGUGUUGAAGAUCCUGCCGGAUGUGCUGGAGAGGCAGUGUGGAUAUAAGUUAUUUAUACUGGGGAGGGAUGACUUUCCUGGACAAGCUGUGGCCAAUGUCAUUGAUGAAAACAUUAAACUGUGUAGGAGGUUGAUAAUGAUUGUGGGACCUGAAUCACUGGGCUUUGGCCUAUUAAAGAACAUGUCAGAAGAACAAAUCGCUUUAUCCAAUGCACUCAUCCAGGAUGGAAUGAAGGUCAUUUUGAUUGAACUGGAGAAAAUUGAGGAUUAUACAGACAUGCCCGAGUCAAUCAAGUAUAUCAAACAGAAGCAUGGAACCAUCCAGUGGAGUGGGAACGUCACAGAGGAAUCACAGUCUGCAAAGACCAAGUUCUGGAAGAAAGUGAGAUAUCACAUGCCACCCAAAACGUAUCCACCCUCUUCCCCAGCACAGCUGCUUCAGCACACAUCCUGUGAUGACACCACGGACAAGCAGGAGGUCAGCAUGGGAUUCGUCACCCAGUGACAUGCAGUUUGCUCUCGCGUGGUGGCUUCGAGUUGGACAAAGAUUCAUUCCAUUUGGACCAUCUGCUGCUGAAGCUUGCUGUUGUAUACUUAUGAGAAGCCUGUUUUCGGUUGGUUGUUUCUUUUUGUUCUUUUCAAUUAGGUCUACUUCUUUAGAGAAAUGAUGUUUAGAAUUUAGGUUAAACUCUGUCCUCCAAAAAGAUAAGUUCGAGUCCUAACUCCCAGUACCUGUGGAUGUGACCCUACUUGGAAAUAGGGUAUUUGCAGGUGUAUUCAAGUUAAGGGGAGGUCAUUCUGAAUUAGGGUGGAGCCUAAUUCCAUUUGACUUUGUCCUUCUAAGAAGUAGAGGAAAAACAUAGAAAGAAGACAACCAUGUGAUUGGAAUAACGCACCUACAAGCCAAGGAAUGCCCAGGAUUGCUGGCCAACCACAGAAGCUAGAUAAAGGAAGGAAGGCUCCUCUUCUGCAGGUUUUAGAUGGACCAUGGCCAACACCCUGGUUUCUGACUCCUGGCCUCCAGAACUGUGAGACAAUAAAUUUCUGUUGCUUUAAACCACCUGCUUGUGGUUCUUCGUUACAGCAGCCCUAGGAAACCAAGACAACUCUCCUUGUUAACUUAGGCACUCGCAACACUCACCAACAGUGUUAUUGAAUAAGGGAGUAGAACUUAACCUUUGACUUAAUGAGCAAGGGCCCUUGGGAAUGGGACAUGGAAGGUUGUAGACAUGGCAGUUCAGAUGUCAGAAAAGUUUGGAGCAGAGUAUGGUGCCCAUGAGGCCUGAGAUGGAAGCCAGGGCCAUCGGGGGCAGCUGGAGGCUGUCAGUGGGCUUGGAGAGGGCUCAGAAUUUUAGUGGUGUUUUAACAACUCCCUAGCCUGGAACUUUCCAACAGGUAUGGCACACAUGAGAUGCAGUCUUUUGAGAUAUUUAUUCCUGAGAUAUUGAUUCGUGGUGU
Choloepus didactylus (southern two-toed sloth) is the source of this 2837-nucleotide messenger RNA. RefSeq names its product interleukin 1 receptor like 2 (gene IL36R). The transcript is spliced from 12 exons. Gene Ontology annotation, molecular function: interleukin-1 receptor activity. The record is from RefSeq and is a predicted model, not a curated record. Gene Ontology annotation, biological process: regulation of inflammatory response; signal transduction. The coding region runs from base 373 to 1884 and encodes 503 amino acids. NCBI's taxonomy places the organism in Eukaryota, Metazoa, Chordata, Mammalia, Pilosa, Megalonychidae.